AUGGGAAAUGGAUCUUUCCUAUCGAUUAUUUUUUCACGACAGCAAAUUGUCACGGCAGCUGGUAUUGCUGCUGCUGCAUUUAUUGGUUAUUGCAUUUAUUUCGACCAUAAAAGACGUUCGGCACCUGAUUAUAAGCAGAAAAUACGUGAAUUACGUCGCGCUACUGCGAAGAAUAAGCAGCCAACAAAUUUACCGAAUCCACGUAAUGCCACCGAGAUGCAGGCAUUUUUCCUGCAAGAAGUGCAAUUAGGUGAAGAACUCUUAGCAGACGGACAUACCGAUGAGGGUAUUGAACAUCUGUGUAAUGCAAUCACUCUCUGUGGUCAGCCAACACAGCUAGUACAAAUUUUCCAGCAAACAUUACCAAGCGAACAUUUUGCCAUUUUGCUGCAGAAGUUACCGGAAGCUAAAAUUCGUCUUAUGCGAUUGUUCGGUAAUCAGUUGGGGCAAGCUGAGCGUGCACAUGCUGGAAUGGAAGAAGAUGAAAUUCCAGCAGCUGUUACGGCGGCGCAUCCCAUUGAAAUCAGUGAUGAUCUAGAACUUGAAUAG
Molecule: messenger RNA, 549 nt
Organism: Acanthocheilonema viteae
Lineage: Eukaryota; Metazoa; Nematoda; Chromadorea; Rhabditida; Onchocercidae
Source: the annotation of a GenBank genome assembly